AUGAGGUGCAUUGGAUUGGUGAGUGAAAGGUGUGAAGAUGAAGCGGAAGUCCCUUACCAAAGGAAGAAGAAACAGUUGGUGAAGUUGCUGGUUAACAUGAUCAUGGCAGCUAACUUGCGUGGUGGUGAAGCUCGUCCUAUGUCAUGGACAAGUUCGACGAACUCAGAUGGACCUACAGAUGAAGGAUGCCAAUCGAUGAGAAGAUCCCUGAACUUUGCCAUAGUGGUGAUCCUAUGCAUGGCGAUGGUGAUGGCUUUGAUGUUCUACAAGUUGAAGAAGAAGGUGGAGAUGGUGGUGAGUGGAGAAGACGAUGAUGAAGAAUCCAUUGAGGAGGAAGAGAAACCUGAACAACGAUACCAGAGAUAUAUCCAAGCAGCUAUGGAUGAGGUGAGCGAUCCUGAUGACUGGUGCAACGUUCAUCAUGGGUUUGCCACGAGAGAUGAUGAUCCUGAGAAGGUGGGGACACUAUGA
Molecule: messenger RNA, 471 nt
Organism: Cladocopium goreaui
Lineage: Eukaryota; Dinophyceae; Suessiales; Symbiodiniaceae
Source: the annotation of a GenBank genome assembly